GAGAUAAGGUUAUCUUUCGAACCAAGAUCCAGCCACACGCGACGAUCGCAUUACCGGCGGGGAAGAUGAACUCAUCCCAUUGCGUCACAGCGGGCCGAUUUCCUGUUUGGGGCUAUCCGCCACAACCUGACUACCGACCAACAUUCCACAUUCUUAAGAAAAAAACCUCUUCAAUUCCACAAUGUUCGCCUGGUACCAAAGAAGUCUCAUCCAACGACCCUACCUAACGCAGGGUCUCACCACAGCCGUCCUCUUCGCCCUAGGCGACGGCCUCGCGCAAACCGCCAUCGAGAAACGUCCCCUCGCCGAGUAUGAUGUAAUGCGCAGCAGCCGGAUGGCGCUAUACGGCGGCGCUGUGUUCGGCCCCGUGGCCACAAAAUGGUAUCAACUCCUGCAAGCCCGCGUAGCCUUCCGCUCGGCAGGCCCGACGCUGGUCGCCCGCGUCGGCGCGGAUCAGCUCCUCUUCGCGCCGACGAUGAUCGGCGUGUUCCUGAGCAGCAUGUCGCUCCUCGAGGGGAAAAGCCCGGCCGAGAAGCUGCAGCGAAGCUACUGGGACGCGCUUUGCGCGAACUGGACCGUGUGGCCCGCGGUGCAGGCGGUGAAUCUGUUCCUGGUGCCCCUGCCGUUUCGGGUGUUGGUGGUCAAUGUGGUUAAUGUUGGAUGGAAUUGUUUCAUGAGUUUGAUCAAUAAUGCCCCGCGCGGGGAGGAGCAGCCUAUUGGGGCUUGAUUGGUUUGUAGAGGGCUGGGGUUGAGAUGGUUUGGGGGGGGGUUUGAUGGAGGAGCUCUUUAUGUAUGAUUGAUGUGUUGCUGGGUUGUAUAGAUGGUAUAGAUUUGAGGGCUUGGUUCUGAUACUGGUUUGGUUCAUUAGAGCGACAAUGAAUUGUACUUUGAAUUUCCAGCAAUGGGGUAUGUUGACUAUGCGCAAUGCCAUCCGGACAAGGGCAUUGUCACUAUUUCGAGAAAUUCUUCCAUGACGUACCCCGUGUAGAUCGGAUUCGGUCAUCGUGGGGUCGGCGGCAGCCUACCUGUUGGAGCUUAGCCGAUCGGUGUCGGAAUAUUCCUAUUUAGGCUGAAUCGCCUACCGCUCGAUUAGGAAUUUUGUUUUCGAUCCCGAUCCCAUCGAGAUCUAUAACGACCGAAA
Molecule: messenger RNA, 1141 nt
Organism: Aspergillus fijiensis CBS 313.89
Lineage: Eukaryota; Fungi; Ascomycota; Eurotiomycetes; Eurotiales; Aspergillaceae
Product: Mpv17/PMP22 family protein
Exons: 6
Coding region: 182-727 (181 amino acids)
Cellular component (GO): mitochondrion; cytoplasm; membrane
Source: RefSeq, a predicted model, not a curated record